Mercurialis annua (annual mercury) is the source of this 896-nucleotide messenger RNA. RefSeq names its product pectinesterase inhibitor 6-like. Bases 168 to 755 code for a protein of 195 amino acids. Lineage: Eukaryota; Viridiplantae; Streptophyta; Magnoliopsida; Malpighiales; Euphorbiaceae. Gene Ontology annotation, molecular function: enzyme inhibitor activity. The transcript has a single exon. Gene Ontology annotation, biological process: negative regulation of catalytic activity. The record is from RefSeq and is a predicted model, not a curated record.
AUCCCCCAACUCCACACCUAGACAAUCUCACAAAAAACCAAAGAAAAUAUCCCUCUCCUCUACUUUUCCUAUCAAUCUAUAACCCCAUUGCAUAGGUACCUACAAACAAACUCUCAAUUUCCAACUACCCUCAACUUUUACUCCAAUUUAGUCCCAAAAAUUCCAAAAUGAGACCACCCUACAUCUUCAUUUUCUUCCUAUUCCUCUCAUGGGCAGCAACAAACACAACUUCCAAAUCUAGUGGAGACACUUAUGUAAGAGAAGCAUGCAGUGUUACUAGGUAUCAAAACCUAUGUAUCCGCUCAUUGUCUUCAUUCUCACAAUUAGCCAAGAAAAACCCUAGCAUAUGGGCAAGAGCUGGUGUCUCGGUAACAAUUACUGACUCCAAAAACAUUACACAAUUCUUGAAAAAUUUGAACAAAAACAAAGCCAUGAAAGGUAAAAACAAACUUGCUCUUUCAGAUUGUAUUGAGUGUUUUCUCGACGCUAUCGACAAUCUUCACAAAUCGCUCGGGGUGCUUCGGAAUCUCGAUUCCGCCAAAUUUGAUGAUCAAAUGAGUGAUGUUAUUACUUGGCUUAGUGCUGCACUUACUGAUGAAGAGACUUGUUUGGAUGGGUUUCAAGAACAGAAUGAUAUUACUAAACAAGUUAGAGUUGUUUUGAAUAGGGUUUCAAGAACUAGUUAUAUUACUAGUAAUGCAUUGGCUCUUGCUAAUAAUCUUGCAUCCACUGGCUUAGGAAGCUUUAUUAAUUGAUUUUUACAGCUUGUAGAGAUGAUUAUUUAGUAUUAUUGGAAUAAUUAAUUUAUGUUUUAUGUUUCUCUUUGUAUAUUGUAUUCUAUUGUAUUCUGUUGCAAAAUUUAGCGAGUAAAUUGAUUAUGGGGUUAUUGUAUUUCA